Molecule: messenger RNA, 1029 nt
Organism: Pyricularia oryzae 70-15
Lineage: Eukaryota; Fungi; Ascomycota; Sordariomycetes; Magnaporthales; Pyriculariaceae
Product: phytanoyl-CoA dioxygenase
Exons: 2
Coding region: 1-1029 (342 amino acids)
Source: RefSeq, a predicted model, not a curated record
AUGGCAUUCGCACACCAACUUGGAGCUGCGCGACUUCUGCUCCGCCAACACCGCUUCGGCCUCGCCCAAUCCAGCUGCCGCCGCACCAUGGCGACACUUUCUCAGAAACUCAGCAACGAGCCCGCCGUGAUCAAGCCAUCGGCGGCAGAGAUCAAGAACAAGACCCUCUCAUCACGCAACCUCGAAAUGGCCGUCCGUCACCUGCACGCCGACGGCCUCGUCGUGGUCGAGGACGCCGUGCCGCAUGCAGACCUCGAUGCUCUGAACGCAAAGAUGGUCCCCGACGCCCGGUAUCUGCAGUCGCUCGGCGAAGACGGGCCCUUCAACUACAACCAAGGCAAUCUGCAACAGGACCCGCCGCCGGUGGCCGAGUAUUUUUUUCCCAGCAUCUUUACCAACAAGAUCGCGACGCAGAUAACCUCGUCCAUCCUCGGCCCCCGCCCGAAAUGGACCUUUUGCUCCGCCAACUCCGCCAUGCCGCCUUCGUCCCCCGACUCUCCCCCGCAGCGCCAGCCCGUGCACUCGGACGCCGACUUUGACCACCCGCACCACCCCUUUGCGCUGGUCGUCAACGUGCCGCUCGUCACCAUGACGCCGCACAACGGCUCGACGGAGCUGUGGCUCGGCACGCACCACCUCUCGGACCUGUCGGCGCAGGAGGGCGCGCACGGCGAGCGGGCCAGCGGCCGCAUCAGGCAGCGCCUCCUGGACGCACGCCGGAGCACAAGAGGCCCCUGCCAGCCCGUCGUCAAGAAGGGCAGCGUCGUGGUCAGGGACCUGAGGCUCUGGCACGCGGGCAUGCCGAACCUGAGCCGGGACGAGGUCCGGGUCAUGCUGGCGUUUAUACACUUUGCGCCGUGGUAUCGCAACCCCAUGAGGUUGAGGCUCGGGGAGGACGUCAAGGCCAGGAUCGAGGACGUCGCGGCCGAGCUGGAUGUUCCGGUGGACUGGGUGGGGAGGGAGGAGGUGCUGGGUGAGUAUCUGCGGCGCGGGUUUGGGAAUAGCUAUGAUUUUGGGCAGGAGGCGUGA